Molecule: messenger RNA, 2781 nt
Organism: Ornithodoros turicata
Lineage: Eukaryota; Metazoa; Arthropoda; Arachnida; Ixodida; Argasidae
Product: activating signal cointegrator 1 complex subunit 2-like
Exons: 20
Coding region: 165-2555 (796 amino acids)
Biological process (GO): regulation of DNA-templated transcription
Molecular function (GO): ubiquitin binding
Source: RefSeq, a predicted model, not a curated record
UCACACUUGAGAGUAUGCUAAACGGGGUUUGUGUCAAGUUAACUCUGAAGUGUUCCAAAUACGAAUAUUAUCUUAUCUUUAGUUGGGGAAUAAUAAAGAAAAAGCCCAUCCCUUACUUGACACUAGGGGCCGAUGGGUUAUGGCGGCUGUAUUGAUCCCAGCUGAUGACGGAGACGAGAAAAAGCAACUUUCUCAGGUUUUUCUGUGGGAACGUGGCACGCUCAGUUGUCACGCUGAGCUGUAGUCGGCAUGGCAUGAGUGCUUGGGAACGCAUGGAUGCAAACACAGCUGUUCCGCUUCACGAUAGGGAGAUCACCGUUACCGACAAACAUGGGCAGAUGAUAAAGGUUCCAGCAGUGAGCCGAGGUUUUGUUGAAGUCGUAUCCUGGCUCAAGUAUCGGCCAGCAAGAAGUAUAUUUAGCUUCGAAGAUGCCAUGGCAGUAUGCGCUGGCAAGACGGAAUCUCUAUGUGACAAGUACAGUGCCUCAAUUUCUGAAUGGAUGUCACGGAUGGUCUACAUCGAAGAAGAUUUAACGAAGGCGCUGCGGAUACCCUAUAACCGGUUCUGGUCUCAUGCCAUAUUUGAUGAUGGGUUUCAUCAAGUGUUGGAGUCAUACCUUCGCCUUGCCCCAAGGUAUGCUGAGCUCAGCCGUUACUUAAUCACAGAACAGAUGGAAAGGCUAGAAAACAACGUUAACAGGCUAGUUUUCCGCACGUUUCUGAGGUUAGCCACUCACAAGGAAUCGAAGCUUAACUUCAUUGACAAAAGGAAAUUUGGUGACAUGAUCUACGACAACUUUGUCUUCGACAUUCCCAAAGUGAUGGACAUCUGCACACUGUAUCAGCGAGGCAACUCCAGCUUAGUGUGCCGCAUGGUGGAAAAUAUUAUCAGUUCUCAACCCAACUACACAGCAGACAUCGCUGGUUUGGAAGACACCCUCAUAUUGGCCCUGCAGCGGGCCAGGGAGUCGUUGCAUUCUCCCGAUGAAGAAGCCGCCGAGCUGGGCAUGGCACCGCGGAGACUCGACGAAGGCAUUCAGGGUUCGGAGCUGAGUCGCAUGCCCCUCUCCACGCUCGUCGAUCGUGUCAGUUAUGCAGUAGACAUAGCCUGCAGCUCGCUUGCCUUUAUAGAGGUUUAUCCAACUGCUGCCAAGAUCUGGUCUCUGGAAAAGGUUGGACCUCAGUUGGCAGAAUUCUUCGACUCUACAUUCCCUGUCUUGAAAGAAGAACUCGUAAAGCGAAAUAGAAAGCAAAGCUUUGAGCCGGUGUUCACCAUGCUGAAGAAGAGGUUGUCUUAUGCAAAGACAUGUGUACUUAAAAUCUUUCGGGCUAUGCUUCAGCAGUCUUGUCUGCAGCCCCUUAUUGAAUUGGGACAGUGUGGUGAAAGAGGCAAAGAAAUUCCCUACCUGGAGUCCUUUUUUGAAGUCAUCUGCAACUGCCUUACGGAAAAACACUUUAUCUUUGCAUAUCAACAAAGAUACCCAGUGGAGGAGGACAUUCACAUGUUUGAUGAAUACAAGUUUGCUGUUGACCACACAAGUACAUUGUACGUUCUCCAGAGCAUCUGCAUGAUUUAUGAAGGCCUUGGAUGCAAGCCUCCUACGAACCUCUGUGCAGCACAGGAUAUGGCCACAGUCCCCAAAAUGAAUUCUGUGAUGUCCUUUGAUACCAAAGAAGUUACGCGAGACAAAGAAGAGAAAGCAAGCAAAGGGCCAUCUGAUUCCAAAUUAGAGUCUGAGAUAGCCAACUUGAAAGAGUUCUUUCCUGACCUUUCCACAGGGUUUAUCGAAAGUUGUCUUCAGUACUACAAUAAUAAUCAUGAGGAGGUUGUAAUGGCCAUACUGGACGACAACUUGCCACCAGAUUUGAGCAAGCAGCGACCAAGUAACUCUGUGGAGAAGCCACUGGUGUUUGAGCCGCGGAGUAUAUAUGACAACGAUGAAAUGGACAUCCUUCGCAGGGAUGAUGUAGACCUGUCUAGGUUUCAUAUGGGGAAAAAAAAUAAGACGCCAAAGUCUCUGGACGACCCGGCGCAUGAGAAGGUGCUCAAGGAAGUGUACGAGAGGUACAACAUAGUUCAGGAUGAAGCUGUUGCUGAAGAUACAUAUGAGGAUGAGUAUGACGAUACCUAUGACACAAAUGACGUUGGGUUGGAGGAGCCAUCACUAGAAGACGAGCUGACGUUGAGGAGACCCUUCACUGUGCCAAGAGUUCUGGACACGAGACCAGGUAGAAGAAAUGGAGACAACCGACAGGCCGAAUAUGAAGAAUACACUGAUGCUGUUUUCUUUCUUCAGCCUGAGCAGGCCCCACCACGUGACCAGUUUGUGGCAAAUCCAGCGGAGGUACGAGCCAGACAGGAACAGAGGUAUCAGGCAAGGCUGGAGCAACGUGGAGGGGCUCGGAGAAGAGACGUUCAAGGUGGUCCGAGGGGUCAGGGCCAAACGAGGGACGUUGUUAGGGACCGUCAAUACAAGGAAAGGCAUAAGGGAUCCUUCACACACAACCAGCGAUCUCAAGCUGAUUUCAAGAGAAGCCGGGGCAUGUACUCCUAGCGAUGCUCUUGUCCAUUCUGUGUGGAAUUUGUGCUGUACAUAGGGGGUUGAGUGCGUCUACUGGUUUUCCGAGUUCUGUGCACUUUUUUCAGGGUGUUCUGCAGGGGUGUCAAAGUGUGUGCCCACUUUUAAGAGUUUCAUUCUGACCAGAGUGCCUUCUCUGCGUGUACAUUAUACCUGAACAAUGCAUUGCGACUGGAAGGAAAUAAAUGCGACUGUUGGGAAA